CCCCAUUUUAAUGAAAUUAUUAAUAAUUGGUGUAAAUGUGUUGAUAGUAUUUUUAACGCAAACAGGUUCAAAAUGCUCGCGAAAUUAUGAAACUUUAUUUUUCUUACCAUGAUAAAAGUAAUUAGUAAUAGGAACAUUGUGACGAAAUUAUGUCUGCCGUCGUUCAAUUGACAUGAAUCAUCCCGAGACCCUCGAACAGUGUGCGCGGGACUCGGCUAUGGAACGCACUGUAAUAUCUUUUCUGCACUGAAAAGAGUGAUUAAUCAGUUAUCGUUAAAGUAAUCCAUAAAGUUUUACUUACUAAAGAGUUUAAUAAGCGUGUGUAACGUAAGACGUCAAAUGGCGUAAGCGCAGCAUUUUGUCCAUAACACGUCCAGAAAUAUAUUUUUAUUCACCCGGCCUUGAUUCAUGUUCCCGCGCUACUCAAUGGUGUGAAGUUUUAAGAUAUCGCUGAUGUGAAAGUGUCGUUUGAUUCAUCGUUGUGUGGCUGUCUGUUUUGGAAUUGUCGACCAUUUACCAAAAUGAGCAAAGGCGGAGAGCUACGCCAUGAAUUAGAACGUGUAAUAAGUGAAAGAGAUAGGUUAUUAGCGGAGAGUUCGGAACUGGGCGCUGACAAAGCGACAAGGGAGUCGGAACGAGCCGCCCUCAGAGCUGAGCUCAGGGAGGCCAGGCAGAGAGAGCAGAGGUUACUUCUAGACAUUGGCGAUUUGGAAGACGAAAAUAUAUCCCUACAGAAACAAGUUUCCGCUCUACGAUCCUCGCAAGUCGAAUUUGAAGGCUUAAAACAUGAAGUUAGACAAUUGCGUGAAGAAGCAGAGAACGCCCGUGCGGCGGCAGAAGAGAUGGCUGCACUCAGACGUAUCGCCGAGCGGCAGCUGGCCGAAGCGCUCGAAGCGCUGCAGGCGGAGAGAGAAGCCAAGUUCGCCGCCAAGAAGGAACUCGACGCCCACCUUAGCAGAGAAGCAGCUUAUAAUAUCACGAAUCUGGCGUACAGUAUACGAGGUAUGCCGGACGACGGAGGCGACGAGGAAGGCGAAGCGGGCGGCUCCGGCGGCGCAGACCUGGCCGUGGACCAUCACGCCGACCUCUUCUCGGAGGUGCACCUGCACGAGAUAUCGAGACUCGAGAAGCAGCUGGAGCAGGCCCACAACGAGAACGGUCAACUCUCGUCUUCUCUACGCACUGCGCAGACGACGGCGGAAACCGAGAGCGCGGCCGCGACGGCCCUGAGGACCGGCCUCGUGCGCCUCGCCUCGAGGCUCAGCGCCCUGCGGCACUUGCACGGCGAGUGCGGGCCUCUCGACGAAGAGAAGAGCGAGGGCGGCGUGAGCGCUCGGGCGGCGAAAUGGCUGACGUGGUGGCGCGUGUCGGGCGGCGAGGUGGGAGCGCUCAGCGACUCGUUGGCCGAGCUGAUGGCCGCGCAGAUCGCGGCGGACGCCUCGCCGGCCGCUCUGCAGCGCCAGGCGCUGGCCCAGCUCAGCGAUCGCGUGGCCGAAGCCGAGCUGCGCUGCUCCGCGCUGCAGGCCGAGGCGGAGCUGAUGAGAACCAUCGCGGGAGGAGCGGGCCGCGCGCUCGCGUCGGCGGCGCCCGCCCUCACGUCGGCCGCCGAGACGCUGGCGCAGCUCUACCACCACGUGUGCGCCGUCAACGGCACCCAGCCCGAGAGGCUGCUACUGGAGCACGCGCACCAGACGGACGGUCCCAACGCCGAGGGUCGGGGCGUCGACGAGGAGGCUCUGGCGCUGGCGGCCGGGGAAUUGGAAGGUCUCCGGGCCGCCGGCAGCGUGGCCAGAUACGCCGACACGCUGCUGGAUCAGCUCACGCAUCUCCGAGCGGCGCUCGACACGGCGCUCGACUCCAGGCAUAGGCAUCAACCCGUGAUGGAAGCCGAAGAGCGCGGGGCGGAAUUGGCAGAGCUCCAAGAGCAAGUGAUCAAACUGAAGUCCCUGUUGUCGACGAAACGCGAGCAGAUCGCGACCCUGCGAACCGUUCUCAAGUCCAACAAAAACACGGCCGAAGUGGCCCUCGCCAACCUCAAGUCCAAGUACGAGACGGAGAAGACCAUCGUCACGGAGACCAUGCUCAAGCUGAGAAACGAGCUGAGGCUGCUCAAGGAGGACGCGGCGACUUUCUCAAGUCUACGCGCCAUGUUCGCGGCGCGAUGCGAAGAGUACGUGACCCAAGUGGACGAGCUGACGCAGGCCCUCACCAGCGCCGAGGAGGAGAAGAAGACCCUCAACCAGCUCCUGCGCCUCGCCGUCCAGCAGAAGCUCUCUCUCACGCAGAGGCUGGAGGAGCUCGAGGUGGACCGCGAGAUGCGCACGCGCCGCGUGCCCAAGGCGGGCGGGCCGGCCCGGGCGCGCCCUCGAGACUUCUAGCGCAUCCUUCGCGCGCUCAAGGCGGCCGCUGCGGCCCUCCGCCAGCUGCUGCAGCACAGCCCGGCGCCCUGAGCCUGCCCCCGCCGAGACCCUCGGGGACCUAUCCCUCGCUCGACAUUCGAGUCGGUUCUUCCCUUUCGGUCGUCACGUUUCCACUUUACGUGUUUAUCCGGGACCGACCGGAGGCCGGCGAUCUCUCGCUCGAUGCGCGAAUUUAUUUAGGACGUUACGACACUUUUUUACUAUAGCUCUAGAGGAUAAAUUAUUUGUACGUUUUGUAAUACCUAGUUAGCCUUAGGAGUGAGCGCGGAGGGCGCGGUCGCGGUGACGUCGCGCCGAACGCUUCCGGAACCGUCAAACUGUGCGGGCGCGACGUCACCGGCGAGUGAGACUCGCGAUCGCGCCCUCGACCGGUCGACGCGACUCGCGCUCCGCCCCGGAGAGAGACUCCGGCUCGGUCGGCCUCGCGCGUCCCCAUAUCCCCGCCCAAUAUUUUCAUAUCGAAUUUCCCUAAAUAUAUUUUGCCCGCAAAUCGUAUCGAACGCUCGACGGCUAUUUUCGUAUCGCGAUCGAUGUAUUUUUUAUCGAACCUUUAUUCGCCGUUAUCCCGCGCCCUUCGCGAAUUCUCUAUUUACCGCGUCGACUCGACGCAGACCGUGCGAAGUUAUUUUUAUUAUAUUAAUAUACAUAUUUAUAAGAGUCGUAUGUGUAAAUAUAGUACCUCUAAUCGUUAAAGAGUCUUCAGAACGUCCAGAACGCGAACCGAACGAUCGGUGUCCACCCGUUGCGCAAAGAGACCGUGAAUUCUGUUGUUCGUUCGUCGUUGCGUCGUUGAGUUGUGGCCCUCCGCCGUCUAUUCUCGUCCAUCUCGUUCUAGUUGUAUUCGUAGUGUUUCCGUCGUCUCGUCGAUGGCCGCGUCGGCCGCGGAGUUCCCGCGGGAGCUCGGCGGCGGCGCGGCGCAGUCUCUGCCGUCCCGUGGCCUCGGCCACUCGCGUCCAAUCUUGUCCACAGCCGGUCGACCCUCACCGUCGUCCCUCGCGGCUCUCUCCCUCGGCCCGACGCGGUGCGAGUGUCGCUCAAACUUUGCUCACGAGGGUCGGCCGGCGUCGUAUUGAUAAGGCAAAAUUUACAAAAUAUUUAUUAAAAGUUACGAUUUUAUUAUUGUUUACGUUAUUGGAUGUGAUCGGUAGUGCAGCUUUUCGUGUUAGGAUUCGGUGGUAGUGUUUCUCUCCUAGUGUCCGUUCGUAGCCGGUUGAACCGUAGUUGUAGGCUUAGAGGUAACCUUCGAGUGUACUCGGUAGAUUAACGUUUCUGAGAUGUCUCUCGUCGUAGUGUAAUUGUUUUUAGCUCGACGGCGUCGGCGGCCGAAGCGGAGCGGCCGCUGCGCGAGGACCGUGUCUUGCAUUUAUUGUUUUUAGAACGUAUUAUCACUAGCUUACAUUACUGUAGAUCAUUUUCUUCGCGUACUUAACGAUGAACUUUACCAUUUAUAGAAUUAGUAUUUUCUCUAGUAUUAUUUUCGUAGGCCGGCAGCAGACGUCGCGAACGCAUCGUCCGUGUCUAGUCAGCACUGUUCGGUUCGUUGCGAUCCAAAUGAAUUAUCUUUUUUGAUUUCGUAGGUUGUUUGUUAUUCACGUCCACUUUACACUUUGUUCGUGUUAUACAUUAGUAUUAGCUAUAUAUACGUUUUUUGACAUGCAUAAUAUUUACCUUUAUUUAUUGUUAACCUGUUUAGGGACCUUUGACUGCGUGUCUGCCGGACAUGCUCGUACGCAAAAGGAAGCUGUCUCGCUCGGUGUCUUGGAGCGAUUAACCAAAUAUUAUUUUCCUUAUACAAUUUAUAUACUUUAGUUAUUUACUCGUUUUGCGUAGGCGUAAAUAUGAUUUUUAUCUCACAGAUAGGAAUAUUACUUCUUUAUUUAUAUUAAAGUAUAUGAAAUGCCUGCUACUUAUUGUAUCGUGACAUGAUUUUCGUAAUCGACAACUCGCAUGAAUGUUCCCUCACUGCGUCGUCGCUUCUAUUUGUCAAUUACUAUUACUUUGUCUCGAGAUGCACAGUUUGAUGGUUCACUGUAAAGUUUAUUUCGUUUUAUCGUAAAGGUGGCCGAUUAACUUUUUGAAACAUGUCUGCGUGUGUCGGAACAGAGCUCUACUCGCGUGGUGAAACUUUGUCGAUGUAUUAGGUAAAGCACAUUCUCAGAGAAACAGAUGAACCAGCACCGGGAACAUAUCAUGAAAGAGCGUAUUUUGAAACGAACGCGCGUCGCGUUGUCGCUUGACUGAUGUGAAAUCAUGUAUCAAAUAAAUUAUUAUAUUUACAA
Molecule: messenger RNA, 4699 nt
Organism: Pieris napi
Lineage: Eukaryota; Metazoa; Arthropoda; Insecta; Lepidoptera; Pieridae
Gene: BicD
Product: protein bicaudal D
Exons: 9
Coding region: 522-2378 (618 amino acids)
Biological process (GO): protein localization to organelle; microtubule anchoring at microtubule organizing center; regulation of microtubule cytoskeleton organization
Cellular component (GO): cytosol; Golgi apparatus
Molecular function (GO): dynactin binding; cytoskeletal adaptor activity; dynein complex binding
Source: RefSeq, a predicted model, not a curated record